Onychostruthus taczanowskii (white-rumped snowfinch) is the source of this 1067-nucleotide messenger RNA. RefSeq names its product zona pellucida sperm-binding protein 4-like. Gene Ontology annotation, molecular function: structural constituent of egg coat; acrosin binding. The annotation marks the transcript as partial. The record is from RefSeq and is a predicted model, not a curated record. The transcript has 8 exons. Gene Ontology annotation, cellular component: egg coat. Gene Ontology annotation, biological process: binding of sperm to zona pellucida; prevention of polyspermy. NCBI's taxonomy places the organism in Eukaryota, Metazoa, Chordata, Aves, Passeriformes, Passeridae.
CCUAGCAAGAGAGCAGGAUGGGUGUUGUAGGGUGGUCUAGGUUUGCAUCAGGAGCUGUGCUCUUCUGGGUGUUUCUUGGUCCCCUGGCUUUGCUUCUGGGGGUUCAUGUCAGUGUUUUUUCUGAUCCUACCUUGCUGACUUGUGGCCAAAAAAGUUUACAGUUCACCUUAUCUCCGGGCAGGGAAUGGAUUGCUUCAUUUGUGCUGACUACUUGGGGUGAGGCAAUAUCAAGUGGUCCCUAUUUCCUACAGAAAGGUAGGAUUGCAGUGGGUCUAAUCUGCAAUGUGGGAUCUUAUGCAGGCUGUUAUGUCUUUGAGUGGGACCACAAUUACCUUAUACUGGUUGGGCUUGAAGGAACAGAUGCUGCUGGGCAAAAGGUUCUUUGCGAUGGGCUUUUGAUAUCUGGGACUCCAGCGGACCUGCUGUUUUUUCCAGCCCUGGAUGCUCCAAGCAGUAGUGUCUGCUCGGCUGUUCCCAGCCAGGACCGGCUGCCUUGUGCCUCCCUGCCCAUCAGCCAGGGAGACUGUGAAGCACGAGGCUGCUGCUAUGACCCCAGAGAGAGGGUGAAGCUGUGCUACUUUGACAGCUGUCCUGCCUGCCUAUCUCUUGGCCUCUUUUGGGGAAUGGAGCAAAGACUAGGAAAAUCCCCUGCUGAAAGAGAAGGGGAGAGGUUGAUGCCAAAAGCUUCAUUCCCUGAAGUGAAUGUGAUAGAGGUGUACCUGCACUGCAGUGCUUUGGUGUGCCACCAGUCUGUAAAGGAGUCCUGCAUCACCGCUUGUCCUUCCAGAGUCACGGGUAAAAGGAGUGCUGAGCAUCCUUUUCAGGAAGGUACUUCCCAUGUCUCCAGCAAAGGCCCUGUGAUUUUCCUCCAGGAUGAGCUAAGACAGGACACAGCCAAGGAUGGCCUUGGUAAGUCUGUGCAUGCUACAGCCCCCUGGGCUCUGGGAUUUGCUGCUGUGGCAACUGGGACAGCUCUGUGUGUGGUGCUUGUGGUUUCUGUGCUGUGGCAAAGGAAGAUGUCAGCCAUGCAUGAAACAAUGGAUUGCAAUAAACUGAUUGUCGAACCC